Physcomitrium patens is the source of this 1444-nucleotide messenger RNA. RefSeq names its product putative histone chaperone ASF1A. NCBI's taxonomy places the organism in Eukaryota, Viridiplantae, Streptophyta, Bryopsida, Funariales, Funariaceae. The record is from RefSeq and is a predicted model, not a curated record. Gene Ontology annotation, cellular component: chromatin; nucleus. Gene Ontology annotation, molecular function: histone binding. Gene Ontology annotation, biological process: DNA replication-dependent chromatin assembly.
GCCUUUCCUUUUCCCAGUACCUCCCUCUUCUCAUGACCUGCCAACCGAUUCGAAAGGGUCCCUUCCCGCGGUCCGGCGAGCACCCAAAAGCUGAAGGUGGCGCGGGAGUGAGGCCAUAACUUUCUCUCUUAGCCAUUGCUUCUGCUGCAGCGAGCACUCCAUCUGCUGUCUCUCCUCGCCCCACUGGUUACUUCUAUCUGAUGUGUGCCUUAGUUUCUCCUUUUUUCGCGAAGUGCCAAGUCUUUAACGAGGAGCAGCAUUAAGUGAUUCAAAAUUUGUUCAGCGAUUCGUCGAAGUAAGUAGGGUUGUGAGGAGGUUCUCUGGUGGAAUUUCUGAAUCGUGGUGGGAGGCGUACUUCGGAGCACCACCAUGACUGCGGUGAAUGUUACCAACGUUACUGUGCUGGACAAUCCGUCGAUGUUCAUGAAUCCGUUUCAAUUCGAAAUUUCGUACGAGUGUCUCUGUCCCCUUCAAGACGAUCUCGAAUGGAAGCUCAUCUACGUCGGGUCAGCUGAGGAUGAAAAAUAUGAUCAAGUUCUUGAGAGUGUCCUCGUUGGCCCCGUGAACAUUGGUAACUAUAGAUUCGUAUUUCAGGCAGAUCCUCCAGAGCUUUCAAAGAUCCCAGAGGAGGAUACCAUCGGAGUGACCGUGCUUCUAUUGACGUGCUCAUAUCAAGGACAAGAGUUCAUAAGGGUUGGGUACUACGUAAGCAACGAUUACGUGGAGGAAGCUCUACGUGAAGAGCCUCCGGCGAGGGUCCUGAUUGAGAAGGUGCAGCGUAACAUCCUUGCUGAUAAACCGCGAGUCACCAAGUUUCCUAUCGUUUUUAAUUCUCCAGCCCCAGUCCUGAACCAUAUCGAAUCUGAAAGGAUUACCGAUUCAUACAUUUCUGAACCUGCAGCAAUCAGCACCCUUCACACGUACGAAAACGUAUCGGAUGUGCACAGUACUCCACCUGCGGCAGUGGAUAUCAUGCAAACUGAUGAGAACAUUGUACAUGCUCACGCUUCCUUGGAUACUCCUAUGGACUUGGCACCCGCUGAUGAGGUUAGAUCGGUGGACCUCCGCACACCUCAGACGUUGCAAGAAGUGUGUUGAGAGGUAUCUGACUGCCCACUUGUGCAAUGUUGGGAGGGCUAAGUCUCUCUUGUGGGUAUGUACUCAUUUAGGUUAAAUUGGUUACCCCUGUGGAUGAUGGGUGGUAGAAAGUUCACCUCAAGGUGCACUGUGCCACACUCUCGUAGGUCAGCAUUAAGUCCAUGUGGAUGUUGUGCGUCCGACAUUAUCUUCUGACCUUGGUUACAACCAUUCCUAGGAGUAGUUGUAUAUCUAGCUUUUUUGUAGCAACAAAGGUAGGGUUUCACAAAUAUCCACAUUCAAUAUGUACAUUAUGACCUUGUCUAAACAGCCCAGAUUUGAUAUAUGCCUAGGCACUGAUUUUCAA